AUGGUAAACGCCUUCUUCGCGACCCUGGCGCGGGGGCUGGACGACCUCAGCGGCGCGGGCGGGCUGUCCUCGCUGCCGGCGCUGCUCCGGGCGGCGGCGCUGCUCAGGGGCCUGCACUCGCAGCUCAUGGUGCUCGUCGGCCAGCUCCACCUGCCGCCCGGCGGCCGGUGGCUGGACGAGUACAUGGACGAGACCGCGCGCCUCUGGGACGCCUGCCUCGCCGUCAAGCUCGGCCUCGCCGCCGUCGAGCGCUACUGCGCCGCCGCGUCCUGCGCCGCCGCCGCCCUCGACGACUGGCUCCAGGACCCUUCCCCCCUCUCCACUCGCCAGGUGAUGAGGGCGAUCUCGGCGUCGAGGAGGGAGGCCAUGGCGGCGGAGGAGGAGAACCGGGCGCUGUCCGAGUCGAGGAUCGCGCCGCUGUCCCUGCAGCUGGACGAGCGGCGCGCGGCCGACGCCAGGCUCAGCGGCUUCAACGGCUUCCGCGGGCUGCUCUACGCGCUGCACAACGCCAGCUCCCUCCUCCUGCUCAUCCUGGCCGGCGGCGCCGUCGCCGGGUCCCCGCGCUCGUCCUCCGACGGCGCGGACAGCAGCCGCAGCGACGACGGGUUCAUGUCCUCCAUCGCGACGCUGCAGAAGCGGAUGGCGGAGGAGGCCGCGGGCGACGACGGCGACGGCGCGCCGGGGAUGAUCAGGAUGCAGGAGCUGCGGCGCGCGCGCGCGGCGGCGGAGGCGGCGCGGGAGGAGGUGGAGCGCGCGGCAGCUGCCGGGGGCAAGUGCGGCGGCGCCGUGAAGGACAAGGCCGGGGAGCUGAAGGCGUGGCUGGAGGUGCUCCGCGCCGGCACGGACGGGCUGGCGUGCCAGCUAGACGACUUCCUGGACGACAUUGUGGAGGGCCGCAAGGAGCUCUCCGACCUCUGCAGCCACUGA
Molecule: messenger RNA, 927 nt
Organism: Triticum turgidum subsp. durum (durum wheat)
Lineage: Eukaryota; Viridiplantae; Streptophyta; Magnoliopsida; Poales; Poaceae
Source: the annotation of a GenBank genome assembly